Xiphophorus couchianus (Monterrey platyfish) is the source of this 2394-nucleotide messenger RNA. It is a transcript of the gene hmga1a, whose product is annotated as high mobility group AT-hook 1a. The record is from RefSeq and is a predicted model, not a curated record. NCBI's taxonomy places the organism in Eukaryota, Metazoa, Chordata, Actinopteri, Cyprinodontiformes, Poeciliidae. Gene Ontology annotation, molecular function: DNA binding; transcription coregulator activity. Gene Ontology annotation, cellular component: chromatin; nucleus. The coding region runs from base 179 to 481 and encodes 100 amino acids. The transcript has 5 exons. Gene Ontology annotation, biological process: regulation of DNA-templated transcription.
UGGGGUUUAAAUGGGCGGGCUGUGUGUUAUCCGACGAAUGAAAGCUGUAGCCUAGAUCGGCUAUUUAACCGGUUAGCCGCAUACAAACCAGCUUGCGCUUAAAGGGAAACAAUUCGGCUUUAGUUUUAAGACGGAGGCGAUAAAUCCGUGUAAAUAAAGGUUGAAAAGCUAAGCAAACAUGAGCGACAAGGGGACAGUCUCAACGAAAGAUAAGGAGGGGGCAGAGAAGAGAGGGCGUGGAAGACCCCGUAAGCAGCCGCAGGUAAAAUCCUCAGACGAGGCAAGUGGGUCCCCAACUCCAAAGAGGCCCCGAGGGCGACCAAAGGGGAGCAAAAAUAAGGCAACUGGUGGCAAGGGCAAAAAAGGUGCAGGAGCCUCACCUGCAGGAGGAAAACGCAGGGGACGACCCAAGAAGGAGGAGAAGGAGGAAAAGGCAUCCCAAGAAUCAUCUGAGGAAGAGGAGGAGGAAGAUGACCAGUAAUUCAAUACAUGCUACCUCACUCUACAUACUGACUUACUGUUAUCCAGAAACUGGGCUGUAUCAACACCAGUGCCACCACUUGACCACUGUUCACGACAAAGCCCUCCCCUUUGUCAAAGGGUGGGGUUAACACAGUACAUAUAUCAUGCAGCAGCACUGGAUUUAAACAAAAUGGACUUGAUCAAGCAUAGAUCUAAGCAUUACAUGACCGGUAACAGCCCUUCUACAUGUCAUGUUAUCACAAGUCUUUUAUACUGGACAAGGUGUGCUCUGAAGAGCCUGGGUGUUUGUUAGUCUCCCCUAAAGACCAUUAGGACAUAUUUCCUCUGCUUAGUGUCAUUUAUUGCAUCUGCGAUAGUAGAACAUAUAGACUUUCUUGUUUUUGUAUUGGACAAAGGUAAAUUUUUACCCAUUUGCUGUUUAGUUUUGUUACAUGUGAGUAAAGUGAUUAACCUAUCCUUUGCAUUGUAUUCUAGAUGGAGAUGAGCUUCAGCAUUUAGGAUGAGCAUAGGUUACUGAUGGUAGAGGUGUCCGUUUCGUGUCGAGUUCAUUCAUGAUUUUAUUUUAAUUUUUUUCAAACUCUGGACAGAACUGGGCAUCUUCCACCUGACCGCUUUUUCCUGUAGAGCAGUGUAGAUUUUAGAGGAGCUUAAAACCUUCUCAGUCCUUUUUGCAUGUAGUGGGGAGAUGUAAAGUAAGUUUGAUGGGUUUUGUUUUUUUUUCCUUCAUCAAAAUACUCUGAUCAGACUUGCAGUUUGUUCCUCUGAGUUAUAUACCAUUUAAGAGAAACCAUGAGUGUGCUGCUUUUUGUGUUUUAUAACAAUUCUUUUUGGUAUAUUUUUAAAAAGAGUUUUAGGCUGAAAAGUAAUCUGUCGUUUCUUCAGGGAGCUUUUACAAAUGCGGUUACUUUUUUUUUUUUCCUCUCUUUCCCUCAUGCGCUCACUCGGUCACUGCAAUUGGUCAAACAAGGAGUAUGAUUGUAAUAGUGGAUAGUUGGUGGCACUACUAUCCAACAGGGCUGUACAUUUUUUAUUUCUCAUUCCAUUUAGCCAUCACUGCUUAAUCUGGCUUCUUCCUCACUUAGUAACGUAACGGUAACCCUACUUUCCUUAAUCUUCUGAAGAUGUGUGUCGUUUGUGUCUACUACAUUUUUUUUUUUUCAUUGUCAGGGAACCUGUAUCCAUAGUACACUUAACUGGGUUUUCCCCCCCAACACACACACACACACACACCUAAGCUGCUACAACCUCAGUUACAAAUCCCCGGAAAACUGCAAACAGGCAAAACAAAGCCUGGAUUCUCAUACCUCAAUUUAACAGCUUACUUCACCUUAUGAUUGCAUUCAACUGGUUUUUCUAUUUUUAAUGUAACCUCUGACAAGAGUUAAGUUUUUCUUUUUUCAUCUUUUUGAUCAAGUUGACUAGGUGUAAAAUGUAAUUGUGCGCCAGACUUUGCAGACAGGUUUUAAAAUGUGUGAAGCAAGUCAGGGAGACCUGUCAGCUCAACAAUUGUGUUCGCUGACUGUGGUAGACUAGCAGGUGUGUUUUUAUCUUUUUUUUUUUUUUUUUCUUCUGCACUGAAAUGUUGGAUUUUCAUGGACAAAUGCAAGUUUGUGUAGAGUAGGCACUCUUCACUGUUCAGUCAGGCGCUGUGCAUUCUGCAUUAACGCACAGAGCUGCUCUUAUUGUUUUCAUUAAAGUCGUACAGUCUCUUGUCUUUGUCCCCUUCCAACUACACAACUGCAUCUAGACAUUUCUCUUUAAAUCAUGCAUUUGUUGAUUUAUAUACUGUAAACUCAAUAGGAUGGGAUCAUGCUUUUUAAUGUACACCUAUAUAAAUGUACAAUGUCUAUAUUUCUAUGGUGCCCUACAAUUUGUAUCAGAAAUGGACAAUAAAGAGAACUUUCUUUGUCA